This is a messenger RNA of Zalophus californianus (California sea lion), 1273 nucleotides long. It is a transcript of the gene PPP1R1A, whose product is annotated as protein phosphatase 1 regulatory inhibitor subunit 1A. Gene Ontology annotation, biological process: intracellular signal transduction. Gene Ontology annotation, molecular function: protein phosphatase inhibitor activity. The transcript is spliced from 7 exons. Lineage: Eukaryota; Metazoa; Chordata; Mammalia; Carnivora; Otariidae. Gene Ontology annotation, cellular component: cytoplasm. The coding region runs from base 567 to 1148 and encodes 193 amino acids. The record is from RefSeq and is a predicted model, not a curated record.
GUCCGUCUCCGUGUCUAGCCUUCACCCCGCCUGCUGCAUGCUUAAAUCCCCUUUCCUUCUUUGCUCUAUGAGACAACCCGUUUUCAGAUCAUAAAUGAAAUCUUCCUCUCACGUUUGCCGCCUCCUCUUGGCAGCGCCCCUCCACCUUCCCACUCCUAAAACCUGUCCCAGCCUGGAGAAGUUCUCCGUCCCGCUCCCCACCCCCACUCCCUACCCGGAACUCUGAGGACACCUGGAUGCCGGCCGGGGCCGCCGACCAUCCCCCCGGACCCGGCCACACCCGGCUCGCCCGUCGGCGGGGUCUCCCGCAGCCCGCGGCGCAGCCACGACAGGGUUAAGGUUCCGAGCUGGGGGAGGGGGCCGGGAGGGGCGGGUGCGGAGCCAAUCGGCGGCCGCAGAGUCCCCGGGGCCAGAGCAGGGAGCGCGGUGCCGGGAGCCGGGAGCUGAGCGCGCCGGGCUGGGGCCGGGGCCGGAGCGGAGCGGAGAGGGAGUGCGCCCGCCCCAGCCCCGAGUCCCGCCGCCCGCCCUCCCGCCGCAGCGCCGGCCCAGCGGCCGCCGCCCCAGCCAUGGAGCAAGACAACAGCCCGCGGAAGAUCCAGUUUACGGUCCCGCUGCUGGAGCCGCACCUUGACCCCGAGGCGGCGGAGCAGAUCCGGAGGCGCCGCCCCACCCCUGCCACCCUCGUGCUGACCAGCGACCAGUCCUCCCCAGAGAUAGAUGAAGACCGGAUCCCCAACCCGCUUCUCAAGCAUGGCAAGGCUCAGAAGGCGGGGGAGAAGGGCUGGCCCCCCACCUGUGCUCUGUGUCCUUCACAGUCCACGUUGGCCAUGUCUCCACGGCAACGGAAGAAGGUGACGAGGACCACACCCACGAUGAAAGAGCUCCAGAUGAUGGUUGAACAUCACCUGGGGCAACAGCAGCAGGGAGAGGAACCUGAGGGAGCCGCUGAGAGCACAGGGGCCCAGGAGCCCUGCCCACCUGGGAUCACAGACACAGAAGCGGAGUUAAGGCUGGGCACGUCUGGGAAAGCACAAAAGCCUGCAGAACCCGUCCCUAAAGCUCAGGAGAGGGGCAGUGAGAAACCCAGCACAGAGGAGCCCCCAACCCAUAUACCACCACUGGAUUCCCAGGGAGCCAACUUGGUCUGAGAGUGAAGGAGGUAUCCUGGAAUGGAGACUGCAGUUGGGAAUGCAUGGACACUGGAUGUUUCUUAUUCUUCACGUUUAGGGAAAAAUCUCUUGUUUUUAAAAAGUGAUAAAUUUGGUGUUAGGUC